This is a messenger RNA of Mya arenaria, 3671 nucleotides long. RefSeq lists its product as uncharacterized. The transcript has 3 exons. Lineage: Eukaryota; Metazoa; Mollusca; Bivalvia; Myida; Myidae. Gene Ontology annotation, molecular function: hydrolase activity, acting on ester bonds. Bases 136 to 2610 code for a protein of 824 amino acids. The record is from RefSeq and is a predicted model, not a curated record.
UAUUUCAUGCAUAUUACAUUCCGACGUUAACCGGAAGUGACGUUUCGUUGACCGGAAGUGGCUUGUUCAUCGCCAUAAGUUGGGGAAUAUUCAGCUCUCCUAUACCUGAGGGCGCCAGUUGCUGACUUUUGACGGAUGACAGAUUCCGAGUCUUUGGAAGGGAGUCCAAAGAGAUCAUGGAAGGGACCAGAAAAGAUAAUUCCAGUUAAUUCCGAUGAUAUUUUACGGGAAAUGGAAACUCUUUGUUCACGGAAAGUCCAAAUGCCAUCUGCCAAAUUAUUGAUCUUUCAAUUAGGUUUGGUCAAGGACCAAGAAAAGAUUAAUAGGAUUGUUACAGAACAAUGCCAAAUUGCACAGGGGCGUAGGAAUUUUAAGUUCAUCCGUGAGGCCAAAAGUUAUGCAGAUAAUAUUCUAACGACCGAAUGUUUAAAAUCAUUGGAAUCAAUUUGGGGAAAGAGUAACCAACCUAUUAAAAAGGGAAACUCCUGUUUAUCAACAGACACUGGUAAUGACGUUUUUUCUAGUAGGGAUAUUCGCUUUUUGGGAAAUACUGUUAAAAGUGAACCGGUGGACUCUUUCAGUGUUGACUCUAAUGUUACCCCAGAUGAAGUUAUCCCAAAUCUUUUGGGUGAUGAAGAUGAUAUGGCAAAUGACUCACUAUUGAAUUUAGAACCCAAAGACUUGGGUGGAAAUCGUACAACUGAAUCAAUUUCAAAUGACUCACUUUUGGAUUUAGAACCCAAAGACCUGGGUGGAAUACAUACAACUGAAUCAAAUUUAGAUUUGGAACCCAAUCUGUUGGGCGGUGACGAAAGAGUGGAAACUGAAAUUAAUACAUCUGUUCCCAUUUUGGAUCUGGAACCCCAAUUUUUGGGUGAAGAGGAGAUGGUGGAAACUGAAAUUAAAGACUCUAUUGACAUCUCUUCUAGUCAAAUUAAUGAGACAAUACUACCUGUGAAAUUAGAAUCCAAUAUAUUGGAUGAAGCUAUGGAGGUUGACAUGAACAACAAUAUAAACUCAAACUCAAAUGUAAUAGUAAUCUCAGAUGAUGAAACCAGUCAAGAUCCACAACUUCUAAGAGAUAGGACAUUUAGACAGAGAGGACCCAAUACUUCAGUUCCAAACAAAGGGUCAAAGGUGCGUAUCAAUGACCAAUCGUGUCCACUGUCUUGUGGGGCUUUCAGAAAUCUUCGUCAACACGUCGAGUAUCAUCAUCUUCCAAAACAAUUUCAUCAAAAGAACAUGAACAAUUCCCAAAUGCAUAAUUUUAGGCUUGAAAGUUUGUUUUGGCUCGCGGAGAAAAUUGUUAGCAAACGUAGUAUUGUCAAACUCUAUCAUUAUUGUCAAAAAACAAUUUGGAUUUCCAGGAAUGUUCCUAUUACAGAUGAAGUGAAGGAGUGGUUGGAAUUAUGGAAAGAACUUGAAAAUUGGGAUUGUCCCAAACAUUUCCAGUUUAACCCAAUUAAUUCUUGGGCACUGGUUGGACAUUGGAGGAUCCUUUUAGAACUUAUCCAAACUCUGUCAGUUGAAGAUAGGCAUCAAUUUCGUAGAAACAUGCCAGACACUCUGGAACGUACUCUAACUGAAGGAAAAAGAACAGUGCAUUCUACAAACACAGACGACGCUGCAGUCCAACUUUCUACUCGUUCGUCUACAGUACAACCAAUUUCUGUAAACACUUCAACGGCACCGGUUCAACAAGUCAGUUCAGUGCCAACAAAUUCUGAAGCCAUGGACAACAAUUUUUGUGUUCAAGAAGAGAUUCCAGUGCCAACCAAACCUAAAGCCAUGGAUAGUCAUUUCCAUUUAGACCGCUCACUGUUCAAACUAAAUUUAAACAAGUUCAGCUCUACCCAAGAUUUGAUAAAUGUGUCUGUGGGUUCAAUUCCAAGAAAUGAAGUGGAAGUAGUAGGUGGAAUAGCCAAUUUUUGCGAUCCCAAACACUUUUUGGGAGAUUAUACACAUCUUGGGCAUGGUUUUUCAGCCUCGGUAGGAAUACAUCCACGGAACGUUUCAUCCAUUGACAGUUUACCGUCAAUUCUUUGUAAGUUAGAUCAACAAUUAAAACUUGCCAAUGUUGUGGCUUUGGGUGAAGUAGGAUUGGAUCAUACGGAACCAGAGGAGAAGUGGGAGAACCAAGAGAAGGUGUUGGUAGAAGUUUUAAGUUUGGUCUCAAUCCGGACUCCCGUGAUUCUACAUAUAAGAGAUCAAAGGGACAAAGAACCUGGAGAAUUAUACCGAAGAUGUUUGAAUCUCAUCAAAACUAGUGGGAACACUGCCAGAAAUCAACCUUUUCAUUUACACUGCUUUACUGGCACAACUGAGACCAUGAGAAGUUGGCUGUCGGAAUUUCCCAAUACUUAUUUUGGGUUUACUGGAAUGGUCUGGUUCUUUGACAAUUAUCAGCAAGCAGCACUGCAGAAAGUACCACAUAAUCGGUUAUUAAUUGAAACGGAUUCUCCAUAUCUGAAAAUGUCAAAAGCUGCUAGUAUGAACAAUCCCAAAUUCAUUGGGGAUGUAGCUGCUGAAAUAGCCAAAUGUCGGAACUCGACUGUAAAAGACAUAUGUAGCAUGACUAUGGAAAAUACCAGACGUUUAUACAAAUUAUAAACGACAAGGAGAUUGGAAGACAGAUAAUAAGCCAUAACUCAGAUUCGUUAAAUAACAUUCAAUUUCUUUGUACUAUAACCCAAUGGUUGGGUCAAACUUUUACAUUUUAUUGCAUACAGCUCCAUAAGUGUGUGGACAGUUAUGCAUGGUAAUUAGUAACCAAUUUUAUGUGAUAACCCAAUGGCUGGGUACUUUCCAAGUGAGUAAUACUCAGUUGACAUUCAUUUAUAUAUAUAUGUAGAUAUUUGUAAAUAUCAAACAUUUCAGUUAAUGGGGUAUCAUCCAAUGGUUGGGUGUUUUAAGUGAUCUUUUUAAUGAAAAUUUGGGAAGUUUUCACAAAUAAUAAUUUCCCAAUUGGUUGGGUAUAUUUUAGCUAUGUCAAAUUGACAUAAGGCUUAUUUACUAUUUUCAUAUAUCUAGACAGAUAAUGAAACAUCUGAAAAAAAUAGAAGGGGGAGGUGUGUUGUGAUCUGGGAACCAGUCACGUUAUUUAUUUAUGAUAACCAGUCUAGUAGAAGCUGAUGUGGGGAACCAGCUAGCAGGAAACAGACAGACUUUGACUGACCACGACUGAGACCUGACGGACUUAUUACUUCUUGACGAUCAUCUUAUAUCCAUCAUCAUCCGAUACAUAGAUUCGACGCUAGUGCUCAUCUUUAUCAGGUAUGUUUGUAUGGAUAUUAGUUAUUAUGUCGGGAUCACAAUAAUACCUUCUGCAUGUGAACAGUUUUACUGUUUCUGUUUGUAUGUAGGAAGUACUUUGUUUGCAGGAUUAUUUCAACAUAGAUGGAUGAAAUGUUCACUUGGCAAUGCUUUUAAGAGAAUGAUUUUUUUCUAAACUAACAAGCAAUAUGUGCAGUUUUGUUGAUAAAAUGUUUUGUUCCAGAAUUGUGAGGAGUAACCUAGCCUAUAUUACCUGAAGCUCACCCAAUAUGCAGUGUGUUCUGCUCUGUCAAUAACAAAUGAGAUGCCAUACACAGGGGAUCCGACAGAAGACAGCAGACAGAAUUCGUCGAUGUUUUUGAAAUGUCAUUGUUUAUUUGAAAAAAGUUACCUAUCCA